Molecule: messenger RNA, 1490 nt
Organism: Anastrepha obliqua
Lineage: Eukaryota; Metazoa; Arthropoda; Insecta; Diptera; Tephritidae
Exons: 3
Coding region: 73-1404 (443 amino acids)
Source: RefSeq, a predicted model, not a curated record
GUAGUGUCCAUUUUCAAGUCGUUCGAAAAGUACGUUUUGCAUUUUGUGUUCACUAAUAAGAGAAAAAUUGCAAUGAAUUUGAUACCAUCGCUCUAUUGCUUGUGUAUAUUGCUUAUUUUUGUGCUAAUAGACGGUAAAGAUCCAAAUACAAUUCAAGUGAACUUCAGAAAUUCGUCAGUGAAAUCCACAUUAGCAGGCGCAAAUUUCGAAAAUGUGUUGACUUCGAAAGCUAAGGCCAAAUCGUGUUCCUCAAAGUGUUCGCAUAGUCUCAGCGCCGGCAAAGGCACCACUACACUCCGUCCUGUAGUGGAACGCAUUUUCUCACGCAAGAAACGUUUUCUACUUGCACCAGCCAAGACACGUUUUAAAUUUACACUACAAAUGAGCAAAAAACUACUUGCCAACUAUCCGACAGGUUUCAGCUUCAACAUCGAAUUGGCUGUUUAUUAUCCCAUGAUCACAAGUCGCCUAGAUUUAAUACCUAAGCGCUUACGUCCGAAAACCACAUCGCAACCUAAAGCGAAGGGCCCUACCACUCCACUAAUCGUACAAAUACCUGGUUCAUUGAUACGCUAUAAAGCCAAACCCGCUACUAAACCGGCAAAAGUACAACGCAUCGAUGAAUCGGGCCAACAGUUGCAAUGGGUGGGUGCGAAGCCAGCAGCGCCCACCUCUGCUGCCGCCCAAUAUUACACGCAACCGCUGAAGUGGCAGCAAUGGUCCAAGUAUGGCGCGCCUGGCUAUGCGCAGCGUUAUGAAUGGACACCCGCAAAGCAGUGGCCGGAGAAGCAGCCCACUUGGCUGUCGCAAGACUCUAAAUGGAGUAAGUGGACUACUACGCCAUUGCCGUGGGUGGCACCGAAAGAGAAGUGGCAGCAAAAAGCCAGUAAAUGGCAGCAAUGGGAUAACAACGCUUGGGCACAACACGCCCGCUGGCAGCGCGAUACACCAGGAGAAGACAUUGAAAAUAUGGAACCUGCUGCACAUCUUGAAACUGAGAGUAAUUUGAGUUCAGCUGAAAUUUUAGAAGAAUUGGAGGAAAUUGAACCGCUGUAUGCACAUUUUCCUGAACUGGAGGAUCAUCACGAGUGGAAACAUUACCAUAGCUAUCGUGAUCGUAGACAGUUAUAUCAUCAGUUGCAUGGUUUGAGUGGCAUUCUCGGUAUUGACCUGAAGUCGUGUGUUCUGCGCGUCAUCUGUGACUGCAAACGUUUCCUGCUUCCACCUGGUUAUUCAAUGGUACAGGACAUACUGAGAAAGUUGUUUACCUUUCCAACUAAAAUUGGCCUGGAGGACGAAUUCAGCCGAAUUGUGAAACAGAACUAUAAGACGUGUGAUGCGCAGCUAAGAACAGCGUGCCCCUUUAACAUACUCGCUUGGCUAAUGGGACAGAAACAGGGCUAACAACUGGUGAUAUUAAGCAAAUAUAAUAAAAUGAAAAAACAAAAACAAUUUAGUAAAAGCAAAAAAAGUGCGACAAAAAUUGGAAA